AUGUCGAUGCGCAUAAAGGAGGUGGUGGAGAAUUUCGUGAAGGAGCUGCGCGUGGCGAUGGAGGCGGACAUACAGGACCGCAUGCUCAAGGAGCGCGAGAUGAAGCAGUACCUCGAGGAGCGCGAGCGGGAGGUCGCGGAGCGCGAGGCCGCGUGGAAGGCGGAGCUCACGCGGAGAGAGGCGGAGAUAGUGAAGCAGGAGGCGCGGCUGCGCGCGGAGCGGGAGAACCUGGAGAAGGAGAAGCGCAUGCUCAUGGGGACGGCGUCCAACCAGGAGAACCAGGACGGGGCGCUGGAGAUCACAGUGAGUGGGGAGAAGUACCGCUGCCUGCGCUUUGCCAAGGCCAAGAAGUGA
Molecule: messenger RNA, 354 nt
Organism: Closterium sp. NIES-65
Lineage: Eukaryota; Viridiplantae; Streptophyta; Zygnematophyceae; Desmidiales; Closteriaceae
Source: the annotation of a GenBank genome assembly